Dendroctonus ponderosae (mountain pine beetle) is the source of this 1539-nucleotide messenger RNA. It is a transcript of the gene Idh3b, whose product is annotated as isocitrate dehydrogenase [NAD] subunit beta, mitochondrial. Lineage: Eukaryota; Metazoa; Arthropoda; Insecta; Coleoptera; Curculionidae. Gene Ontology annotation, cellular component: mitochondrion. Bases 140 to 1279 code for a protein of 379 amino acids. The transcript has 7 exons. The record is from RefSeq and is a predicted model, not a curated record. Gene Ontology annotation, molecular function: NAD binding; oxidoreductase activity, acting on the CH-OH group of donors, NAD or NADP as acceptor; magnesium ion binding. Gene Ontology annotation, biological process: tricarboxylic acid cycle; isocitrate metabolic process.
AAGGGGGGAUAUUUUGUGGCCUUCAGCAGUCAAUUUGAGGUUUUAUAGGUUGGGAUUGCCUUAUUUUCAUUUAAAUAAUUGCUUCCAAUAAACGGGGCUGUUGUAAAACKUUGUAGACGCAAUUUUCGGGACAACUGUAAUGGCUCUUAUUACCAGGCAAAUUCCCCGGAUUUUUAUUCAGGCUACUCAAGGUGCGGCAGUUAGAAGCAUCCACAAUUCCACAAUUAGCAACUCCCCCGUUUUAGCUCAACGUCCAGAUACCCGCGUCACAGCCACUCUUAUUCCUGGAGAUGGAGUGGGCCCGGAUCUGGUUUAUUCUGUCCAGGAAGUCUUCAAAGCCGCCGGAGUGCCCGUGGAUUGGGAAUCGUACUUUUUUUCCGAAGUCAACCCCACUUUGAGUGCGCCACUUGAAGAUGUCGCCAAAUCAAUCAGCAAAAAUCGAGUGGCUCUUAAAGGAAUCCUGGCUACUCCCGACUAUUCCCACACAGGAGAACUUCAAACACUGAACAUGAAGCUUCGCAACGAGCUGGACUUGUACGCUAACGUGGUUCAUGUGAAGUCUUUGCCGGGAGUCAAGUGCAGACACAGCAACAUUGACUGUGUGAUCAUCAGAGAGCAGACGGAAGGAGAGUACUCGGCUUUAGAGCAUGAGAGCGUCCCAGGGGUAGUGGAAUGCUUGAAGAUCGUAACAGCGAAAAAAUCGCAGCGAAUUGCAAAGUUUGCCUUUGACUAUGCUGUGAAGAACAACCGCAAGAAGGUCACAGCUGUUCACAAGGCGAACAUCAUGAAACUGGGCGAUGGGCUGUUUUUACGAAGCUGCGAAGAGAUGGCCAAACUCUAUCCAAAGAUCGAGUUCGAGAAAAUGAUUGUGGACAACUGCACCAUGCAAAUGGUCUCCAAACCCCAACAGUUCGACGUUAUGGUGACUCCGAACUUGUAUGGAAACAUCGUGGAUAAUUUAGCGUCGGGAUUAGUGGGCGGAGCCGGCGUUGUCUCAGGGUCCAGUUACUCAGCAGAUUGCGUUGUGUUUGAACCAGGCGCGAGGCAUACGUUUUCAGAAGCUGUUGGUAAAAACGUAGCCAAUCCAACCGCGAUGUUACUUUGCGCUUCCAAACUGCUGAGGCACGUUAAUCUGACGGUUUACAGCGACAUGGUGAGGAACGCCGUCGAGAAAGUUCUUCAGGAUGGCAAAGUGCGCACCAAAGACAUUGGUGGCCAAAACAGUACUCAGGAAUUCACCUAUGCAGUUAUAUCGAACCUGGAAUUGCCAAAGGCUUGAUUUUAAUUUAAUUGUACAAAUAUUGCUAAUUUAUUUUUUAAUUUAGUACUCAAUCUUCGGAAGCUCAAGUUUAUUCCAGAAUCAGCCAUAAUAGUUUUUUCGUCCCGAAUCCUUUAAAAAUGUAUUUUUUAUGAAGUGAUUAAUGUGUGCGCAAUUUAUAUCUAUAGGAAAUAGAGUGACGUCGUUACAGCUUUGUUAUUAGGCCAAAAAGUAUUCUGGGAAUUCGCUAGUACAAUUAGGAUGGACUAUCUGUUGAAUAA